AGGCGGGGCUUGGUGCUGCUGAGGCGGCUGUUCGAUAGGGGUGUUAUCGGUGGUGGUGGUUACGCGCGCGCAAAGCGCGCCCGCGGGUCUCCAUGGUGAAGGCAAGGGUGGCGAGAGCAAGUGGCGGCGACUGAUGUCGCUGGCGGCGGCCAGCCUGAGCCCUCCUGGUAGCGCGCGGUGCCAUGUCCCGGGGGUGCUGCACCCACCUCCUGUGGGAUGUCAGGAAGCGGAGUUUGGGGCUGGAGGAGCCCGGCCUGCUGCGGAGGCGAUACCUCGGAAGAAGAGAAUUUGUCCAAAGAUUAAAACUUGAAGCAACGCUGAAUGUCCAUGAUGGCUGUGUGAACACAAUUUGCUGGAAUGAUACAGGAGAGUACAUUUUAUCUGGGUCUGAUGAUACUAAUCUUGUCAUUACGAAUCCAUACAGUAGAAAGGUUUUAACAACCAUUCGCUCAGGACACAGGGCAAAUAUAUUCAGUGCAAAAUUCUUACCAUGCACCAAUGAUAAGCAAAUUGUGUCCUGUUCUGGAGAUGGAGUCAUUUUUUAUACUAACGUGGAACAGGAUGCUGAAACAAACAGACAGUGCCAAUUUACAUGCCACUAUGGAACAACUUAUGAGAUUAUGACAGUCCCGAAUGACCCCUAUACUUUCCUGUCUUGUGGAGAAGAUGGCACCGUAAGAUGGUUUGAUACUAGAAUCAAGACCAGUUGCACAAAAGAAGAUUGUAAAGAUGAUAUUUUAAUAAACUGUAGAAGGGCUGCCACCUCUGUAGCUAUUUGCCCUCCAAUUCCAUAUUAUCUUGCAGUUGGUUGCUCUGAUAGUUCAGUAAGGAUAUAUGAUCGGCGAAUGCUUGGGACAAGAGCAACAGGUAAUUAUGCAGGUCGGGGCACUACAGGGUUGGUUGCACGUUUUGUUCCUCCCCAUCUCAACAACAAAUCCUGCAGGGUAACAUCCCUGUGCUACAGUGAAGAUGGCCAAGAAAUUCUUGUGAGUUAUUCUUCAGACUACAUAUACUUGUUUGACCCCAAGGAUGAUACAGCUAGAGAACUUAAAGUUCCUUCAGCAGAAGAGAGAAAAGAAGAGUUACAGCAACCUCCUGUCAAACGUUUGCGACUAAGAGGAGAUUGGUCAGAUACUGGACCGAGAGCAAGGCCUGAAAGUGAACGGGAAAGAGAUGGGGAGCAGAGCCCUAAUGUCUCAUUAAUGCAAAGGAUGUCUGACAUGUUGUCAAGGUGGUUUGAAGAAGCAAGUGAAGUCGCACAGAGCAACAGAGGACGAGGAAGAUCUCGGUCUAGAGGUGGGACUAGUAGAUCAGAUGUCUCUGCUGCUUCUGGUGCCCUUGCAAGUAUUGAAACAGAGGCCACGAUGGAAGUGGAUGGUCCAGAACAGCUUCAGUCAUCAUCCUCCACAAUGUCAGCACAAGCUCCCUCAACCUCCUCCUCAACGGAAAGCCCCCCUUCUACUUCCUUAGUGUCAUCACCUGACAAUGAACAAAGACCUUCCUUGGAGACCCCCGUACCUCCUACACUCCAUCAGUCUGAAUUAAUGGCGCCAGAGUUAGCUAUACUCCGUAGGGGCCUGCAGCGGCUGAGGCUUAAGAAGGCUGAACAGCAGAGACAGCGAGAGAUAGCUGAGGGUUCAGCACAACAGUCUUCCAGCUCUGAUCAGUCUUCCCCUAAGGGCUCCUCACAGGACCCUCAGCCUACAGAUGAUGAAAAGAUGAGCCCACGGACAGGAACAGGUGAACCUGUUUUAAGUUUACAUUACAGUACAGAAGGAACAACUACGAGCACAAUAAAACUGGACUUCACGGAUGAGUGGAGCAGCACAGCUUCAAGUUCCAGAGGGAGUGGAAGUCACAGCAAGCCUGAAGGCCAGGAAGAAUCCCUAAGAACCCAGAGCUCAGAGGCACCAACACCAGAGAGUGAAGAAUCAAGAGUCCUUGAAGAAUCACAUGAGGAUAUUACAAAUGUUGAAGAGCUGAUACUUACGAAUGAAAAUGUUGGAACACCACAUUCAGAUGAUGCAUCUGACCAGCCUGAGACUAGUAUGGAACAAGGAGAUGAUUCUCACCUGGACUUAAACACUCCCCUGGAGUCUGGCAGGUUGUCAAGCAAAGCAGAAGAGCAAGAAGGUCUGACUCAGCAAAAUAGAGAGUCCACUGACAACCUAAAUAAUACAAAUCACGAACCUCAGUCCCAGCCCGAUUCCUCGGGCCUCGCUUCUCAUGAAGAAUCAUCCACAAGGAGUUCUGUUUUCCAGGAAACUGAUGAUAGUGAUGAUGACCCUGUGCUGAUACCUGGUGCAAGGUAUCGUGGAGGAGCAGGCCACAGAUAUAUCAGAGGAACAGCAGUAGGUGAUAGAAUAAUGAGGCGAUCUGCUGUCGCUCGUAUCCAGGAACUCUUCAGAAGAAGAAAAGAAAGAAAAGAGAUGGAAGAAUUGGAAACCUUGAAUAUUAGACGUCCUCUGAUAAAAAUGGUUUAUAAAGGUCAUCGUAAUUCCCGGACAAUGAUAAAAGAAGCC
Molecule: messenger RNA, 2522 nt
Organism: Gekko japonicus
Lineage: Eukaryota; Metazoa; Chordata; Lepidosauria; Squamata; Gekkonidae
Gene: DCAF6
Product: DDB1 and CUL4 associated factor 6
Exons: 18
Biological process (GO): positive regulation of transcription by RNA polymerase II
Cellular component (GO): cytoplasm; Cul4-RING E3 ubiquitin ligase complex
Molecular function (GO): protein binding
Source: RefSeq, a predicted model, not a curated record